Messenger RNA from Moneuplotes crassus, 1222 nucleotides. The record is from the annotation of a GenBank genome assembly. NCBI's taxonomy places the organism in Eukaryota, Ciliophora, Spirotrichea, Euplotida, Euplotidae.
AUUUAAACAAUCUAAAAUGUCGAAAUUAGGCCAAGACAAGGAAGCUAAUCAACCGAUGGCUACUGCUUUAGCCAAGAACGAGGAAUACAAGGAGAAGGGUGGAAAUAGGGAAUCAUCAAUCUACCAAAAGUUUAAAAUGAACUCUCAUAAAAUCAUGCUUGAGAACACUUCUCUUAACCAAAUAAAGUGAAACGAAAGACUGUCCUUCAUCAAAAAGAGGAUUGGUCGAAACCAGAAUGGAAGGAAAAGUGUUGAUCCGAAGAAACAUCCAGAUGAUGCCUCCUCAGGAAUGGCUGAUCUCCAAAAGCAGAGUGAAAACUCUAAAAUGAGUCAAGCUAAAAAUGUGAUGCUGCCAACACAACAGAAUAGCAUUGUUGAGAUAGAACAGAGGAUUCUUAAGAAAAUGAAGAACAAAAAUAAAACGGAUAGGAAUGCAGGUGUCAACCGCUCAGCAGUGAACAAGCAUAUUUGGGCCUCUGAAGGAAGAAAUUUAGUAUCUCCUGGCUCUGAUAAAGCAGAAAGCUCCUUCCCUAGCUUGACUGAUAAGUUUCAGGUCUCUGCUAGGUCUUCUCCUUAUGGAAAGAGAACCGCUGGAAAUAACAUAAGAAUUAAGAAUGGAAAGAAAGAGAUUUCUCAAGCAAUGGCCAGGAUUAAAUAAAUCCGUUUUAAAGAAUCGUCCGAAUAGGAACAGUAUUCUUGGUGAAGAAGGAAGUAAUAUUGUAAUCUCUCUCAAGAACGACGCUCCAUAUAAUAAUGAGCCUGAAGAUAAAAUAAAUCUGUCUUAUUCUUAUUCGGAGAGCCUGAAAGAUCCGAAGGUCUAUAAUUCAAAGAAAAGAGAGAUACCUAUUGUGAGAAAAUAAUUUAUCAAAAUUAUUUGAAAACUGAAAGGUACCCAAAUUUUCCAAUAAGAGAUACGAGAUAGACACAGCUGAUACUGAAACCUCUUUGGGAUACAAGGGAAUGAAGAAGAUUCUAGGCAAUGGAUCAAACUCAAGUGCUUCUUUAAUUGCUCAUAAUGAAUAUUUGGAUAAUUCUGGUAAAAAAUCUAACCUGCACCAAAGGUUAGCUAAAGGAAGAAAUCUAAGCGUGAACAAAAGCAUGUCUAUAGGGAAAAGCAAAGAUAUUUCAUCUUUAGGGACAAGUACUAACUCUACUUCAAACAUCAUUCUGCCAAAGAUCAAAAAUAAUUCUGUUCUUGGGCGAAGCCUUUUUAAAUAAAGUU